Arabidopsis thaliana (thale cress) is the source of this 807-nucleotide messenger RNA. RefSeq names its product Glycosyl hydrolase family protein with chitinase insertion domain-containing protein. The transcript has 2 exons. Gene Ontology annotation, biological process: carbohydrate metabolic process. The record is from RefSeq and is marked reviewed. Bases 22 to 807 code for a protein of 261 amino acids. Gene Ontology annotation, molecular function: endochitinase activity; hydrolase activity; hydrolase activity, hydrolyzing O-glycosyl compounds. NCBI's taxonomy places the organism in Eukaryota, Viridiplantae, Streptophyta, Magnoliopsida, Brassicales, Brassicaceae.
AACAAAGACGCGUUUGCAUCCAUGGCAAGUAGCUCCUACGGUAGGAAAUCAUUCAUUCUGUCUACAAUCUCCAUUGCUAGGUCGUACGGCUUCGAUGGCCUCGACCUAGACUGGGAGUACCCGAGAAACGCGGCAGAGAUGAGCGAUUUCGCUGAGCUACUGAAAGAAUGGCGAUACGCCGUUCAGGGAGAGGCCUAUAGCAGCGAAUUACCGGUUUUGAUCUUGACCGCUACGGUUUACUACUCCUCCAAUUACAAUGGGGUAGUGUACCCUGUUAAGUUCAUUUCCGAAUUAUUGGAUUGGGUUAAUAUUAAGGCUUAUGAUUUUUACGGACCGGGUUGUACCGAAGUUACAGGUCCACCCGCCGCUCUGUAUCUUCAAUCCGACGGUCCAAGUGGAGACUCAGGCGUGAAGGACUGGAUUGAUGCCGGACUUCCUGCGGAGAAAGCAGUGUUAGGGUUUCCAUACUAUGGCUGGGCCUGGACUCUCGCAGACCCCAAGAAUCACGGAUAUUACGUAGACACCACUGGACCAGCGAUAUCAGAUGACGGUGAGAUCAGUUACAGUCAGUUAAAGACGUGGAUAGUAGAUAACAAAGCGACGACGGUGCAUGAUAACAUAGUUAUCGGAGACUAUUGCUACGCCGGGACAACUUGGAUCGGGUACGACAGUGAGGAGAGCAUCGUCACCAAAGUGAUAUACGCUAAGCAGAAGGGUCUGCUUGGUUACUUCUCGUGGCAAGUUGGAGGUGACGACAAAUCGGAACUCUCAAGUGCAGGUUCGUCUCCUUACCAUAUACUUAUUUGA